This is a messenger RNA of Dermacentor andersoni, 832 nucleotides long. RefSeq lists its product as uncharacterized. NCBI's taxonomy places the organism in Eukaryota, Metazoa, Arthropoda, Arachnida, Ixodida, Ixodidae. The record is from RefSeq and is a predicted model, not a curated record.
CCUCGAAGUGACUUUGUCAGCUUUGUUUUUGGGUUUUCGACUUGUUUCGUCGUGUCGGCGGCGACAAUGCCCAAACGCAAGUGCAAAUUCACGGAACAGCUGGGAAAAGAGUACCCCUUCAUCAAGAAAACUAAGUCAGAGGCGGAUGUGCGCUGUGAUGCAUGUGGGGCAGACUUUUCAGUCGCUCACGGUGGACGUUCGGAUGUAGUAAAACACAUCAGCUCUGUCAAGCACAAGCAGUGUGUGUCGGCGGCUGCUAGUUCCAGUGCAGUAACCUGGUUCUUCAGACAGGAACGUGCCGGGGAAAAGGAGCUCCAACUUGCUGCAUCAGAGGGUGUAUUCGCCUUCCACACAAUCGCUCACAACCAUAGUUUCCGAUCAAUGGACUGCACUUCAAAGCUUGUGCAGAAAUUGUUCAAUGAAAAAUUUUCCUGCGCUCGCGCAAAGGCAGAAGCGAUUGCUUUGAACGUGCUUGCCCCGUUUGCAGAGGAAGAAUUGAAGACAGACCUGCAGGAGGCUAAAUUUAUCUCAGUGUUCUGUGAUGCUUCCAACCACAAGGAUUUGAAGGUGCUCCCGAUAAUGGUGCGCUAUUUCACCGCUGCUGCAGGAGUGCAGACGAAGCUCCUUGAGAUUAACACCUUGCCAGGUGAGACUUCGGCAAUGGUGAGCCAGUACAUAAUAGAUGCACUCGAAGCCAACCAAGUCACAUGAAAGCUGGUUGCUUUCAGUGCCGACAACGCAAAUUGCAACUCUGGUGGUGCUGCGCGAAAUGGGAAGAACAAUGUGUUCUCGAGAUUGCAAGAUUCUAUGGAUCACAAGAUCCUCGGAAUUG